AUGUGUAAAAAAUCUGCGGAAUUGCUUCAAAAAUCCUUAAAUACUUCAGUUAAUCCGUGCGACAACUUCUACGAGUUUGCUUGUGGUGGCUGGCGCAAAAUACCCAUUCCAGAAAACAAAUAUGCCGUCGGUCCUAUAACCAAUAUGGCUGAGUUAAUGAUGUCACGAAUAAAGGACUUGUUAAUGUCGUUUAACGUUGCCGUUGAUGGUAAAUCUCAUGCAAAAGUGGUCACAUUAGCGGCAAAAACUUUUCAACAAUGUGUUAACGCGACUGACAAUAAAAAAGGCUUAAACCAUCUGAAAGCGGCAGUAAACGAAGUUUUUGGUGGAUGGGGCAUUGGUCAAAAGAACACUGGCCAUGCUCACAAAGAACAAAGUUGGCAUGAGUACCUGGUGCUUGCACUUACAAGAGGAAACAUUUGGCCUGUUAUUGACAUUCGUAUGACGACCAACUCCUAUAAUUCAAGUGAAAACGACAUUGGAUUUGCUCCAGCUGAUCUUGGGCUGGGCGAUCAUCAGUUGAAAAAUUUGUCUGUUUACCCUUCUGUAAUUACUGGCUACAAAAAAUAUAUUGCAAGUUACGGAAAACUGUUUUGUGGAUCAGAUUGCUCUACUCUAGAAAAAGACAUUGAUGAGAUGUUGCAUUUAGAAUCGCAACUUGCCAAUGCUCGCUCUCCACCAGAAGCUUUGCAUGAUACGGCAAACAGUGACGUCAAGCUAACCAUUAAAGAGUUAAGUGAAAAAUCGUCUUUCAACUGGCACAAAGAGGUAAUUGUGCCCAUUUACCAAUCCUUCGGCUUGUCCAACUUUCCUCUUGAAUCUGCAAACGUAAACAUUUACGAUGCUUCAUACUUGCUUAAAGCGGUAGAAAUUUUGAAAAAAGCUUCGCCUCGAACCGUUGCCAAUCUGUUUGCCUGGCGACUUGUUCAGGGUUAUGGUUCCGCCGCCUCUGAGCAGUUUCGUUUAAUUACAUUUGACUUUCUCAAAGUAAACAUGGGCAUUAAAAAACUGGACGAACGUUGGAAAUAUUGCAUGGGCUUUGUCAAUGGUCACUUUGGUUUUGACCACCUGGCAGUGCCUGUCAGUCGACUUUACGUCGACCGGUAUUUUUCAAAGGCAGAAAGAACUGAAGCACUAAAAAUGGUGGAAUCAAUUCAAAAGUCAUUCGGACGACUGUUGCUUGAUAACGAAUGGCUCGACGAGGACACUCGUUUUGCUGCGCUCGACAAACUGGCACUGUUGACUAAGAAAGUUGCCUACCCAGAGAGUUUUCUUGAUAAUGCCCAUUUGGAUGCAAACUACGGUUUGAAUAAUGCCACGUUUGCUAAAGAAGUUCAAGAACAAGAAAAUCAUCUGUUGAGUAUGAUGGCCGCUAACAAUGCAUUCAUAAAACUGCAGUUUCAGCAAAUUAAUGGUUUGCCUGUUUAUAAUAAAGAGUCAUGGAUUAUUCCCCCUAACACUAUUAAUGCUGUAUACAACUACCACGACAAUUCAAUAACUAUUCCAGCAGGUUUCCUGAUGUUUCCAUCAUUUAGUAAAGAAAGGCCGUUUAGCCUUAACUACGGUGCAAUUGGAUCCAUUGUUGGUCAUGAGAUCACGCAUGGAUUUGAUGAUAAGGGAAGACAGUUUGACAGAAACGGCAACCUGAAUAACUGGUGGUCAAACGACACUGCAACUAAAUACAAACAGCGAGGGGAGUGUUUAGUCAAACAAUACAGCAGUCUUGUUGAACCGGUCACUGGAAUGCAUCUUAACGGAAAAAAUGGUUUAGGUGAAAAUACGGCUGAUAAUGGCGGUGUUCACCUUUCAUAUGAAGCUUUUCGCCAUGAACAGCAGCAACAUCCUUCCACACGACUAGCCGAUUUGCCACAAUAUUCGCCUGAACAGCUUUUUUUCCUUUUUUAUGCAAACGGAUGGUGUGACAUGGUUAGACCUGAAAUAAUGCCAACUGUUGUCAGCGAUACUCAUUCACCAAGCCAAUUUCGAGCAAAUGUUCCGUUAAUGAAUUCUAAAGAUUUUGCUGCUGCUUUUAAAUGUCCAGUUGGAUCAAAAAUGAACCCAAAAGAAAAAUGUGUCGUUUGGUAA
Molecule: messenger RNA, 2085 nt
Organism: Rhagoletis zephyria (snowberry fruit fly)
Lineage: Eukaryota; Metazoa; Arthropoda; Insecta; Diptera; Tephritidae
Source: RefSeq, a predicted model, not a curated record